Molecule: messenger RNA, 126 nt
Organism: Ambispora gerdemannii
Lineage: Eukaryota; Fungi; Glomeromycota; Glomeromycetes; Archaeosporales; Ambisporaceae
Source: the annotation of a GenBank genome assembly
AUGUUGUCCACCCAAGGAUUGUGCAGUUGUACUUACGUUUCAAGUCAAGCUGAAGUGCUCUCUCGUGGACCGAACGCUGAUAUGAGAAUUUAUGGUGAUGGACCUGCGUGCGGAAACGACCCUUAG